Molecule: messenger RNA, 2369 nt
Organism: Neogale vison (American mink)
Lineage: Eukaryota; Metazoa; Chordata; Mammalia; Carnivora; Mustelidae
Gene: RTKN
Product: rhotekin
Exons: 12
Coding region: 631-2286 (551 amino acids)
Biological process (GO): mitotic cytokinesis; signal transduction; actomyosin contractile ring assembly
Cellular component (GO): actomyosin contractile ring
Source: RefSeq, a predicted model, not a curated record
CGCAUUUACCCCUUUGUCCCGCUCCCUGGGAUCACUCUCCCCACAAGUCCUCAGCUCCAUCCUCUUCUUUCUGAGAGUGAGAACCCCACUCUGAAAGCUGCGACCUCCUGCCAAACCCCACAAGUCCAUAAAACCUGCCUGAGGCGGCCCCGCCCUGCCCCCUUCCAGCUGUGCCUGCCCCUCACGCCCUCCCGGCACACAGAUUCUCUGUCCACCCGGCCAGGGAUGUGGGCGGGGGCUGGGGAGGGGCCAGAGUCGGAAUGAAAGGGCCUUUUUCUUCCACAGCUGGGAGAACAGCUGCCACCAAAGCAAGACUGGACACUCUGUGCCUAGAGACCCCUCUGCAGCUGGUCUCCCUUCCUGGGACCCUGCUCAUUCUCACCUCGCUUUCCUCCCCUCCCAUGCCUGGCUCCCACCAGGGCCCUGGAACAGUGGUAGGCAAGGAAGGUUUGUCCCAGCAGCCCGAGGGGUGUGAAAGGAGCGCAGAGGGACAGGGGCAGCCUCUGCCCUCCGCCCACUCUUUCAAGACCAGGGGAGCAGCGGGAGGAGGAAUUGUGGAGCAGCGUGGAAACUGCCCAGCACCCCCCCUCUGGAGGGGUCCACAGGGGAAGGGACACUGGGGGCACAGAGAUGCAGGACAGAUUGCACAUCCUGGAGGACCUGAAUAUGCUCUACAUUCGGCAGAUGGCGCUCAGCUUGGAGGACACAGAGUUGCAGAGAAAGCUGGACCAUGAGAUCCGGAUGAGAGAAGGGGCCUGCAAGCUGCUGGCAGCCUGCUCCCAAAGAGAACAGGCUCUAGAGGCCACCAAGAGCCUGCUGGUGUGCAACAGCCGCAUCCUGAGCUACAUGGGCGAGCUGCAGCGGCGGAAGGAGGCGCAGGUGCUGAGGAAGACUGGCCGGCGGCCUUCAGAUAGUGGGCCACCUGCUGAGCGCUCCCCUUGCCGAGGCCGCGUCUGCAUCUCUGACCUCCGGAUUCCACUCAUGUGGAAGGACACAGAAUAUUUCAAGAACAAAGGCGACCUGCACCGCUGGGCUGUGUUCCUGCUGCUGCAGCUAGGGGAACACAUUCAGGACACAGAGAUGAUCCUGGUGGACAGGACCCUCACAGACAUCUCCUUUCAGAACAACGUGCUCUUCACCGAGGCAGGGCCAGAUUUUGAACUACGACUGGAGCUGUACGGAGCCUGCUUGGAAGAGGAGGGGGCCCUGGCUGGAGCCCCCAAGAGGCUUGCCACCAAACUCAGCAGCUCCCUAGGCCGCUCCUCUGGGAGGCGUGUCCGGGCGUCACUGGAGAGUGCGUCGGGUUCGGGGAGCGGUCCCAUUCUGCUCCCCACCCCAGCUGUGGGUGGUCCUCGUUAUCACCUCUUGGCUCACACCACGCUCACCUUGGCAGCAGUGCAGGAUGGGUUCCGCACACACGACCUCACCCUCGCUAGCCAUGAGGAGAACCCCGCCUGGCUUCCCCUCUAUGGUAGCGUGUGUUGCCGCCUGGUGGCUCAGCCUCUCUGCAUGACUCAGCCUACCGCCAGUGGUACCCUCAGGGUGCAGCAAGCUGGGGAGCUGCAGGACUGGGCGCGAGUGCAUGGAGUCCUGAAAGGCACAAGCCUCUUCUGUUACCGGCAACCCGAAGACGCAGACACUGGGGAAGAGCCGUUGUUUACUAUUGCCAUCAACAAGGAGACUCGAGUCCGGGCAGGGGAGCUGGACCAGGCUGCAGGCCGGCCCUUGACCCUGAGCAUCAGUAACCGGUAUGGGGAGGAUGAGGUGACACACACCCUUCAGACAGAGAGCCGAGGAGCCCUGCAUAGCUGGAUGGAGGCUUUGUGGCAGCUUUUCUUUGACAUGAGCCAGUGGAAGCAGUGCUGUGAUGAAAUCAUGAAGAUUGAAACCCCUGCUCCCCGGAAACCACCCCAAGUACUGGCCAAGCAGGGGUCCUUGUACCAUGAGAUGGCUAUUGAGCCGCUGGAUGACAUCGCAGCGGUGACAGACAUCCUGGCCCAGCGGGAGGGCACAAGGCUGGAGACACCCCCACCCUGGCUAGCAAUGUUUACAGAACAGCCUGCCCUGCCUAACCCCUGCUCACCUGCCUUAGUGGCCCCAGCCCCAGCUCGGACCCACCCCAUGCCCUGGGGGCGACCCCGAACAUUCUCCCUGGAUGCCAUCCCCCCAGACCACUCCCCUGGGGCUUCCCGCUCCGUUGCCCCUCUCCCCCAGCAGCGAUCCCCAAGAUCCAGAGGCCUCUUCAGCAAAGGCCCACCCCGCACUUGGCUCCAGUCACCAGUCUGAGAGAGAAAGGUGCUGGCCGCAGGAUCUGGCCAGAGGAAGAGACAACCUACAAGCAGCUGGGCUCCGGGUGCGGCGCUGUCGGC